AUGGUUCGCCAAAAUCCGUUUGAUCAGAAGAAAGCAUCCAUACUCACUGGUAUUGACUCUGAGAAGCCAGACUUAUCACCAAAAGGAGACAUCGAUGUACUUUGCAUACCGAUAAUAGACCUCAUUAAUUCUCACCAAGACAUGGUGACGACUUCAUCAUGCUCAGGAAGAGUAAGCGUGUUUGUAGAGGGAACUAAAUUUCAUAAAGGUAAAAUUAAGACUGGUGGUAAAGGUGAAGGUGGUAGAUGGUUAUUUGUUACACAUAAUUACCAAGAUGUGCCCAAUUGGAUGGAUAAGAUUGAUCUAAAUAAUACUAAGGUGAUGGAAGCCGCCACUGGUUCUUUGAAUGAGGAUACGAGGCUCGUUUUGUACAAAUUCGAACCAUUUAUACUUCAUGUCAAAUGCAGAGAUUUCAAUACUGCGUCCAAAUUGUACAACACCGCCAUGGCAUGUGGGUUUAGAGAAAGCGGUAUAGGAUCAAACAAUUUAGUUGCACUUAGAAUUAAUAUUAAGCUAGACACACCGAUAGGAUACUACGAUCAAGAGACCGAUGCGAUUAAGUUGUAUGUGUCUAAACAAUACGUCAAAAUACUAGAUGAUUUGAGCUUAUCCAAAUUUCAAGAUAAUACACGGAAGAUGGAGGCCUUACACGAUAGGAUAAAAAAUGAACUGUUCUAA
Molecule: messenger RNA, 678 nt
Organism: Zygosaccharomyces rouxii
Lineage: Eukaryota; Fungi; Ascomycota; Saccharomycetes; Saccharomycetales; Saccharomycetaceae
Gene: TYW3
Product: tRNA methyltransferase TYW3
Exons: 1
Coding region: 1-678 (225 amino acids)
Biological process (GO): tRNA methylation
Cellular component (GO): cytoplasm
Molecular function (GO): tRNA methyltransferase activity
Source: RefSeq, a predicted model, not a curated record